This is a messenger RNA of Ctenopharyngodon idella (grass carp), 4635 nucleotides long. RefSeq lists its product as uncharacterized. Bases 1 to 1992 code for a protein of 663 amino acids. The record is from RefSeq and is a predicted model, not a curated record. Lineage: Eukaryota; Metazoa; Chordata; Actinopteri; Cypriniformes; Xenocyprididae. The transcript is spliced from 2 exons.
AUGUUUCUCACAGCUGAUGAGUUUGCAGCUAAAAUGACGGCACCAGUCAUACUCCUUUGCUUCUUUUUGGCAUUCUGUCCCCUCUCUGUUGGGACGCCCCUCACUUGUCCUCCUCUGUUUCUGAAUGAGAGCGCACAGCAGGGAUCAGGGAGACUUUGUGCGACGCUGCAACUGCAGACCAAGUUGUCCUGUCCCAGUGUUAACCUGUCAGUGAGAGAAAAUGAGAAGCUGAAUCCUGAAAAAUGGCAUCUGGAGAGUCUGUCGCUGAAGGUGGAAAAAGCCUGCAGUUUUAUGGUGUUUAAACAAGACAAGCAACACCAACAUUUUCCUGGAGGAUUCUAUGCAAAUAUUCCUAAAAACUCCAUCAAUAAACAAUCAGAAUUUCUGUGUAUUUGCACAAAAUUGCACAUCAGAUACAAACGUACAACACCUGAAGAUUUUAAAAAUAGGCAUUUAGUGGACGAGCAUGCAGAUCAACUGGAUAAAAACUAUUGGCAGGACAAGUGGGAUAAAGCAGCAAAUAUUAGACUGAAUGUACCAACAACUCAAUCCUUCAUGGUUACAAAAGAUUUUGAGACUUUAAAAUUUAAUUUUCCGAUUAUAGUUUAUGACAAAACUCCAAAUGCAUACAGAAGCAAGAGCAAAUUAUUCAGAAGUGACAGAAAAAUUUUUAUUUAUGAUGUCAGUAAUACAAAGGAGUCUGGACUAACAGUCGAGAGGAGACAUGAUUAUGUUGUGGUUGCUCUUAAAAAUGGAAAGCCAGUUCACUUUGAACAAGCUAAAGAUAUUGCUGAACACUUAGAAAAAAUGAAAAGUGGAGAAACUCUUAAUGUGAAAAAAGUACUUAAAGGAAAUAAAGCAGUUUUGGAAAUCAUGGCUGACAUUGAAACCAUAACUGGAAUUGCAAAAGGGACAACCCAGGAUGUAAUCAAAGCCAUAAAUUCAUUUGGAGAAAGUACAGCCAUAGCUGUGAACAGUGCCAUGGAUCAGAUCAGAGUCAUAACUACAAGAAAACGUGCAUCAAAAUAUGCAAUCCAGGAACGUGCACCAAACCCUGCAAUCAGAGUGCGUGCACCAAACCCUGCGAUCGGAGAACGUGCACCAAACCCUGCGAUCGGAGAACGUGCACCAAACCCUGCGAUCGGAGAACGUGCACCAAACCCUGCGAUCGGAGAACGUGCACCAAACCCUGCGAUCGGAGAACGUGCACCAAACCCUGCGAUCCAGGAACGUGCACCAAACCCUGCAAUCAGAGUGCGUGCACCAAACCCUGCGAUCGGAGAACGUGCACCAAACCCUGCGAUCGGAGAACGUGCACCAAACCCUGCAAUCGGAGAACGUGCACCAAACCCUGCAAUCCAGGAACGUGCACCAAAGCCUGCGAUCCAGGAAUGGGCACCAAAGCCUGCGAUCGGAGAAGGUGCACCAAACCCUGCGAUCGGAGGAGGAGGAGGCGCAGGAGAGACUGCGAUCGGAGGUGGCGCAGUCGAGACUGCGAUUGGAGGUGCCGCAGCAGAGACUGCGAUCGGAGGUGCCGCAGCAGAGACUGUGAUCGGAGGUGGCGCAGUCGAGACUAUGAUAGUAGGUGGCGCAGCAGAGACUGCGAUCCGAGGUGGCGCAGCAGAAACUGCGAUCGGAGGAGGCGCAGGAGAGACUGCGAUCGGAGGAGGCGCAGCCGAGACUGCGAUUGGAGGUGCCGCAGCAGAGACUGCGAUCGGAGGUGCCGCAGCAGAGACUGUGAUCGGAGGUGGCGCAGUCGAGACUAUGAUAGUAGGUGGCGCAGCAGAGACUGCGAUCCGAGGUGGCGCAGCAGAAACUGCGAUCGGAGGAGGCGCAGGAGAGACUGCGAUCGGAGGUGCCGCAGCAGAGACUGCGAUCGGAGAUGCCGCAGCAGAGACUGUGAUCAGAGGUGGCGCAGCCGAGACUGUGAUAGGAGGUAUAAUUGUUCAUGAAGGCUGGAAGGGAAAAUGCCUUAUGUUCAGGUGUGCUUAAUUACUAAGCAAUGACAAAUUAGACACUAGACACGAUGACAAAUAAUUCUGUAUUAUGCGGGCCAGACAAGUAAUUUGGCGAUGUCACUUUGUAAAAAAGACGAAGCAUCUGCGCACAUACACAUUCAAACAGGCAUACCUAUAGACUAAACACGUAAAUGAACGGCAAGAAUGCAUUAAAGUUCUUCGGUUUUCAGUUAAAAUGGUGUCAUUUAAGCUGCCCAUAAGUUAAUAAUUAAUGAUUUUUACAACAGAAGUGAUUCAAUCAAAAACCUACUUUAGCUCGAUAAUAUUUUCUUAGAGCUGCUGUAAAGAGAAAACAACCUCUGUCAAAUAAUUUUCCUAUUAUCACUGUGAAGCUGCUUUGAAAUGAUCUGUAUUAUAAAAAGCGCUAUAUAAAUGAAGAAGACUUGACUUGUAAAAGAAAAUCUGCCUAAUAAUUACGCACACCUGAAUAUAAGGCAUUUUUCAUUUCCAGCCUUCAUGAACAAUUAUACAUCAUUUAUAAAUUAUUAAAUACAAAAUUAAUAGUUGUUAUUAAAAUGUAUGUGGUUUGGAAUUUGUAAAAUGUGCGUGGAAAAAUAUGAUCAGAAAAUCAACUUGCAUAAUAAUUAUGCAUGCACACAGCAAAAUACCCAGUGUUAAAUGAACACCCCUCAGUGUACAUAUGUGUCCACACUACAGGGUGUUAAAAGUAACACUGAAGCAGUGUUAAAGAUAUUGAGAUAAUUAAGUAAUGACUGACCAUUUUUGAAGAUGCCUGAUGUUAAUAAGCAAAAUCAUUGAAGGAAAGAGAAACAGCAAGAACAACUACACCUGACUUCCACUUAUUGCACUUAUUACUAAUCAGUUUGUCUUUAUUUCUGUCAUACAUAUACAAGACCUCCUAUUGAGAAUUAACAGAAGUUUAGAUAUUAAUGUUUUAAUGAAAGUUUAGGUUUAGUCACCAUGAUGGUGAUCAUUGUUUGCUUUAGUUUGUCACUUUAUCCCUUACUUUUUAUUGUUGAUAUUUCUCCUUCUCCUUUAACUUUGUGUUUGUAAAGCACAUGUGUUACAGCUAGAGAAAAUGUGAUCUGGGCUGCAUUUCCCAAAAGCAUUGUAAGCAUGAAUUGAUUCAAUGUGACCGUUUGUUGCAAUUGUUCUACGAUCAACUUCAGCUUGCAAUGCUUUUAGUAAAUGCAACACAGAACAUGAUGGUUGUGUUUUGAUGCAUUGCCUGAUUUAUUGGUCUCCUUCAGCAUUAUUAACUGCAGUUGUAUAAUGGUUUUAUUAUUUUUUCAGCUUAAGAUUCAGCUGUGCUUUUAUAAUCUGAAGUUUUUUAAAAACACAUACAGACAUCAAGAAUCAGCACAUGAACCUCAACAAUGGUGACAAUCAAACAAAGUGCUUCAUGUUGCAGUGCAUGAUGGAGCCACCAAUCAAAACUCAUCCAUGGCUCCCAUCAUGCAUUUCAGCAUGAACAAAUUAUACAGCUGAAUUAUCCUGUAAUUUUCAUUGAUUGUUCCUAUUUGCUUUUAAUUUGCUGUUGUUUUGUUGUGACAAUAGCUUGUUUUGUGAUGUUCAGGGUUGAUCUGUUUGUCAGUAUUUUGUAUUUAUUUAUUGUCACCAAUCUUGAGAAUCAAAUGCUGAUUCUUGAUGUCUGUGUGUGUCUAAACACAGAAGAUUCUGUGCACAAUGUAUUUUUGAAAUUUUUCAUAUUGCUGUUGGAUCUCAGGCUGUAAAAUCACAGAACUACAAUCACCUGAAAUUACAUAUCAAGCAUGAAUGACAUCAGUGAAUCGGGUCAUUACAUGAUGAUAAUAUCAUCAUCAAAAUUAUAUUCUCUUGUCACAACAUAUGUGCUUUAUAAACACAAAGUUGAAGCAGCCAAAGAAAACUAAUAUUAAGAUGUAAAGGGUCAAGAGCCCAACUAAAGCAAACACUGAUCUCAAUCACGGUGACACAAAAUGUUACAUAAAAACAUCAACAUCUAAACUUCUGUUGAUUCUCAAUAAGAGUUUUUUUAUAUGUAUGACAGGAAUAAAGUUAAACUGAGUAAUAAGUGCAGUAAGUGGAAGUCAGUUGUAGUUGUUGUGUCUCUCUUUUUUCUGUUCUUGUUGUUUCUUCAGGUAUCUUCAAUAAUGGUCAGUCAUCACUUAAUUAUCUCAUUAACUUUAACACUGCUUCAGUGUUACUUUUAACACCCUGUAGUGUGGACACAUAUGCACACUGAGGGGUGUUCAUUCAACACCGGGGAUUUUGCUGUGCAGUCAAAUCAUAAAUCUGCAUCACAGAAGCAAACAUGUUAAAAUAAAUUACAUUUACUCAAUAAAAAUGAAUACACCUAGUAGCUGUAGACAUGACAUGACAGCUAUAACUGUGAUCUAAAAUGUUCAGACCAUUUCAUCAGUGUUUUCAGAGUUGUCAGAGUUAUGUUCAGUUUCGGCCAUGUUUCUUUGUGUCUUCCUUGUCUGCAUGGACCCAGUUUCUCAGCUUGUUUGAUUAUUAUUCAGCUCACCUGUUGUUAGCCAAUUAGCUCAUUAGUUCCUUUAUUUGUUCUGGUAUUUAAACUCCCUGUGUUCAUGCAGUCUUUGUCCUGUCUAUGUCUGGUGAGUUUUUCCUGCCUGUCCCAUGAGAUUUUAGAUUAAAGACCAUUUGAAUUAUA